Molecule: messenger RNA, 1791 nt
Organism: Hemibagrus wyckioides
Lineage: Eukaryota; Metazoa; Chordata; Actinopteri; Siluriformes; Bagridae
Gene: spag7
Product: sperm associated antigen 7
Exons: 7
Coding region: 45-716 (223 amino acids)
Molecular function (GO): nucleic acid binding
Source: RefSeq, a predicted model, not a curated record
ACUCAUAAGACUUCCGGUUUCCGGUUAAAAUCAUUCAGUCCAAGAUGGCGGACCUCCUGGGCUCAAUCUUGAGCUCGAUGGAAAAACCUCCGACGGUCGGCGACCAGGAAAGCCGCCGAAAAGCUCGAGAGCAGGCUGCUCGCAUGAAGAAGAUACAGGAGGACGAGAAGAGGAAGAAAGCAGAGUUUAGGAAGAAGAUGGAGAAGGACGUGUCUGAUUUCAUCCAGGACAGCAGUCUGCAGAAGAAGAAGUACGAAUCCAUGGGGAAGAUCGAGAGGAGCAUCCUACAUGACGUGGCCGAGGUGGCCGGUCUGACCUCGUUCUCCUUCGGGGAGGAUGAAGAAAGCAGAUAUGUGAUGCUCUUUAAAAAGGAGUUUGCGCCAUCGGAUGAGGAGCUGGAGGCGUAUCGUAAAGGAGAGGAGUGGGAUCACGCCAAAGCAGAGGAGAGACGCAAGCUGAAGGAGCAGGCAGCGCUGGAAGAGGAAGCAGCCAGUCAGUGUCAGAGGAGGCCAGCGUCUCCCAGCUCCAACUACAGAGACAAAUACAGCCAUCUGAUUGGCACGUCUGCUGCUAAAGACGCCGCCCACACGCUGGAGGCCAACCGGGCGUACGGCUGCGUUCCUGUGGCCAAUAAGAGAGACACGCGCUCCAUCGAAGAGGCCAUGAACGACAUCCGAGCUAAAAAACGUCUCAAGAGAGGAGAAGAGGACAUAUGAGUGUGUGUGUGUGUGUUUGUAGAAGUGUCCCUGUAAAGUAUUGUACUCUAUAGCAAUAUCUCCCUAAGGCCUGUGGGACGUGUGUGUGUGUGUGUGUGUGUGUGUGUGUGGGUUUAGCUGUCACUCUGGCCUCGUCUGCUGCUUCUACCCUCCUCAUAGUGUAUGUUUGUUUUGAAGCUUGUUAGUUUAGUGGAUUUUAUUUCCGUGUCUUCCUGAUGCGAUGUUGAGGCACUAAUCAAAACAUGUUUUUAGUUUUUAGUGUGUUAGUUAAAUAAAGCGACAUAAAAAUAAAAUGUGGGUGUGUCUUUGAGGCUGCAGAUAGAACUCUAGGCAUGUCACUGGGGGCCAUAUAUGGAAAAGUGGGUGGGUCAGUGAUCUUCGGCCAGAGAUGGGAAUGUGGGCGUGUCUUUGAGUCCAUAUAUAUGGCAGCAUAAGGUACUCGAUGGCACUGAUUUGAAAAAAAUUAUAAUAAUAAUUACAUUUUGACAUUGGAGGGUCGUGUGUCUGAGGUCAUAUAUGGACAAAGACACACCCACUGGACCGGUCUCUCUUCAGCCAGAUCCUCUUCAGUUUUAAGGCACAGCAGCAGAAAGCUUCAGGUGUGUGUGUGUGUGUGUGUGUGAUAUUGAGUGUUUGUGAUUGUUUAAACCCCAUGUGCUCCUGGAGUUCCUGGCUGCAGUGUGUUCAUGUGAAACUGUUCAUCAUUCUGCAUAGCGCUAACAGAUCAACCAGCUUCACGUAGGAAUUUAAUCAGUGGUGCAUGAUGGGACAUGAAGCAGACCGUUUGGUGUGUUAGAAUAAACCUCCUCCUUGUCUUUGAGUCUGUUUACAUCACUGCAUUGUGUUCUGUUCCACAAACAAAUCAGUAAAAUGUGUGAAACUCAAUACUUCCUUCCUAUUUAAAGCAUUUUAGCGCCUUUCAGUACGUUAACUGCCGUAAUGUCAAAUAACUCUGAAGCUGAAUUGAUCAUCAGUCCUGAAGUUCUCCACACUUUUACACACUGUACCUGAGAAAUCUGCUAUUAGAACAGACUCCGCUCACGUUCGAGUUUUAAAUAAAGAUUGAAUGAUGAAA